Molecule: messenger RNA, 657 nt
Organism: Hibiscus syriacus
Lineage: Eukaryota; Viridiplantae; Streptophyta; Magnoliopsida; Malvales; Malvaceae
Product: 30S ribosomal protein 3-1, chloroplastic-like
Exons: 1
Coding region: 56-559 (167 amino acids)
Biological process (GO): translation
Cellular component (GO): ribosome
Molecular function (GO): structural constituent of ribosome
Source: RefSeq, a predicted model, not a curated record
CCUCAAGUAACUUUUAAGACAAACUCUCUCUGUCUCUCCCAUCCUGCAAUACAAAAUGUUGUCCAUGGCAACUCCGUUAACUGUCUAUACUACAUUCACUUUGCAUUUUGGCCACCAUAAAUCCUCCGACACCACCAUUUGCUUUAAGGCAAACCCCAGUUUGAAGAAAAGAACGACACCCACCUUCAAAGGCGGAAGACUAACUGCCUCGGCAGCACUCACGGCUGAAACAUCCUCAGAGACGGAGGCACCACCCAUUACGGUUCCUCAAAAGUAUGAGGUGGCGGUGAAGCAAGUUGGGAAGCCCAGGAUGGUUCUGAAAUUCAUAUGGAUGGAGAAGAACAUAGGGUUGGCACUUGAUCAAGUCAUACCUGGCCACGGCACUGUUCCUCUCAGUCCCUAUUUCUUUUGGCCUAGGAAAGAUGCUUGGGAAGAGCUCAAGGCCACUCUUGAAAGCAAGCCCUGGAUUUCCCAGAAGAAGAUGAUUAUUCUUCUCAAUCAGGCCACUGAUGUCAUCAAUCUCUGGCAGCAAAGUGGUGGCAACCUUUCCCAGAGCUAGAAUAUGUUAUCUUCUUAUUCAUUCUUUUUUCUUCUUUUGAUUUGCAGUGCUGAUGGAUUUGUUUAAUCAACUGAAUUUGAGAAUUGUUGUUGGUUUUA